GCAGCGACUGUGCGUCACUCGCCCGUGACAAGAACAGACCGUGGUCAGCACUUGCUCCCAUCUCUCAGGGGGUUUAUCAAUCCUCCUUCUAUUACUGCUGUGCCGCCCUGCUCACUAACACACCGCUCUACUCACUCUCACCGACAAAUCUGAUUAUCCCCGGCAUCCGGAAUGAGCUCAGGAGAGGAAGACUACGAUGAACUCGGGUCGUCCAAAGGUCGCUUGGCCGAGGACGACGACGAUAAUCCCGCGUCGAAGAAACGCAGGAUCCAGAGGGCGUGCGACGUUUGUCGCAGGAAAAAGAUCCGAUGCGACGGGCCGACGAUGCCUAACAACCGCUGUUCGAACUGCCUCGCUUAUCACCACGAGUGCACCUAUAUCGAGGCAGCGAAAAAACGUGGUCCGCCAAAAGGGUAUGUGGAGGCACUUGAAAACAGAGUUGUGAAGAUGGAAGCUGUCCUUGCUCGUAUGUUCCCCGGAGAGGACUUUUCUGCCGAGAUCGGACCUCCCGUCAGCCGCGAGGCGUACAUGUCUGGUCGGCCUCCACCUGCCGAGAAGCCCCAUUCGCUGCUCUCCAAGCUCGGGCAGCACAGUUCCCAAACUCGCCAGGCGCCCGCUGGGAUCCCCCUUCCCGUCAAUCCAGACCCGAAGGAGGACGAUCUCUACAGCUCAGACGACGACCUUAUCAUCCAGGGCCCGCUUACAGAGCGAAUGAAAAAUAUAGACAUUACGGGUCAAAGACGCUAUCACGGCAAAUCCAGCGGGUUCAUGCUCGUCGCUGCCGCGCGCGACCUGAAGCGUGAGUAUACGGGUGGUCCUCCCGCUCAUCUCGACCUUGAGGUCCCUGUUGAGCACACGUUGCGGAACCGUCGGCCCGAGUUUUGGCAGCCUUACGAAUGGGAACUCCGUACCUGGGCGAACCAGGAAUGGCGCGUUCCCGUCGAGUGGCCAGAGGAGGAUCUCAUGAACUCCCUCAUCGAACUCUACUUUGAAAACUCGAACAACUUUUGGCCCCUUCUCCAUCGACCCACGUUUGACAAGCUCUUGGCGGACAAGCUGCACGAGCGCGACAUGUCCUUCACAGCCGUGGUGAUGCUCACCUUGGCUGUUGGGUCGCGGUACAGCGAUGAUCCCCGCGUUCUAAUCGAUCCCAACGCGACUACCCGCCAUUCCGCAGGGUGGAAAUAUUUCGAACAAAUCAAGAAUUUCAGAAAAACAAUCAUGGCCCGACCCUCGCUCUUCGAUCUCCAGAUAUUCGUCUUGUCCUGCAUCUUCCUCCAGGGCUCCAGCGUGCCCCAUGCCUGUUGGACCGUCGUCGGUGUCGGCCUUCGUUUUGCCCAGGACGUUGGCGCCCACCGUCAGAAAUCGUACCGUGGUGGCGAUAUGGUGGACGACGAGCUCUGGAAACGCGCGUUUUGGUGUCUUGUAGCCAUGGACAGGAUGGUGAGCUCGGCCCUGGGCUUGCCUUGUGCGAUCCAUGACGAGGAUUUCGAUGUCGAGUUCCCACAUGAAUGCGAUGACGAGCACUGGGAACCGGACGAAAAUGGAAAACGGUUCGUACAGCCGAACAACAAGCCGUCCAAGGUGUCGUUCUUCCUCUGCUACCUGAGGCUUAUGCAGAUCCUCGCGUUUGCCUUGCGUACUAUCUACUCGAUUAACAAGUCCAAAGUGUUGCUCGGCUUUGUCGGUGCACGCUGGGAACAGCACAUCGUUGCCGAGCUUGAUUCGGCCCUGAACAAAUGGAUCGAUUCUGUUCCCGCUCAUCUAAAAUGGGAUCCGAGCGUUGAGGAUUCUCUCUGGUUCGACCAAUCAGCUACUUUGUUUUCGACAUACUACCAGCUUCAGAUCCUCAUCCACCGUCCGUUUAUCCCCUCCCCUCGUCGGCCGUCUCCGCUCUCCUUCCCCUCCUUGGCUAUAUGCAGCAACGCUGCCCGUUCAAGUGCGCAUAUAUGCGAGCAUGUCCGGCGGAGAAAAGCCACCAUACUCCCCGGAAUCAUCGUUUCCGCCUUUACGUCGGGUAUCGUUCUCCUCAUCAACGUCUGGGGGGGCAAGAAGACGGGCAUGAAGCUGGAUCCCACCUCCCAGCUUCAGGACACGCACAACUGCAUGCAAGUGCUCAAGAUGGCGGAGCGUUCGUGGAAUUCCGCUGGACGACUCUGGGACAUUCUCUGCGAACUUGCUUCCUUCGGCGACCUCCCCCUUCCUCAAGCCAGUCCACCCGAUUUCACCGGAUCCAAUAAACGCGAACGCAGUUCGGAGAACUCGCCUGGUGCCGCUCAGAGCUCGUCUACCUCGUCAACAACCCUUCCUGUUGACGGUGUUCGGCCAAUCGCCAAGGCCCCCACGCGCUCGACGAGCAAUUCCUAUUCCAACUCGCCUGCGGCUUCGGCGUCAUUCCCUCCCUCGGUGACUGCCACCCCUCCGGAAGGAUAUCGGAACGUUAACAAACCGACCGUGAUCUCUCCCGACUCUUCGACGCCCUCCUCUACGCUGCCUUUGCCUCCGGACGGCGGGUAUCCGUCAAUGGACGUCAGGAGCUCAGCAUACAACGAGGCGAUGGGCAACUACGUCUCCCCUACGGCUCCGGCAUCUAACGCUCAGUCCUCCACUUGGUUCGUAGAUCCUCAGGGACCGCAGAACACCACACCAAUUACUUCUGGUAGGGAUACAUCCACUUUCAGCUACCCUCAGCUGCAGGGCGACGCUCUCAUGUCUCUCUUUGGCUCCGAUCCGAUGUCUUUCUUCGCUGAACCAAGUCAGUCCUUCAACCGAGCAGAAGAAAGGACGUCCGGUCCUUCCCAGUCUCCAGGAGGCAUGUCCUACGUCUCGAAUGGAGAACCUUCAGUUUUUAACGACAUGCCCACGCCACCACAAACUUGGCCAGGUCAAAACUUUCUUGGCAUUCCUCAGCCGCCAACGCCCGGUGUAAGCUCAUUUGCCAACGCGGCUAGCGGAAUGCCUGCUUGGUCAGGUGGGCCCUACGGAUUUGGUUUUGAGUCAUGGACGCAGUAUUUCAGUAACCAAGUGGGGACGCCUUCACAAGGCGCUCCGAGUCCCCGUCCACCACCGUAA
Dacryopinax primogenitus is the source of this 3072-nucleotide messenger RNA. RefSeq lists its product as uncharacterized. The record is from RefSeq and is a predicted model, not a curated record. Gene Ontology annotation, molecular function: DNA-binding transcription factor activity, RNA polymerase II-specific; zinc ion binding; DNA binding. NCBI's taxonomy places the organism in Eukaryota, Fungi, Basidiomycota, Dacrymycetes, Dacrymycetales, Dacrymycetaceae. The transcript has 9 exons. Gene Ontology annotation, biological process: regulation of DNA-templated transcription; DNA-templated transcription. The coding region runs from base 172 to 3072 and encodes 966 amino acids.